CAACCUGCUCUGUGUUCAGCGACCGCAAGCAAUGCUAACGUUCGCGAACCAUAGUUGAAUUACGUGAAGCGAAUAAACCAGAACAGUGAGCGAACAUUGUUUUUUGCACUGUCUGGCUGAACUCAAUCCUGCUUGUUAUGUGCGUUAUCUCCCUUUGGUGUGAAGAAAAUGUUCAACUUGUAUUUUGUAAAUUAUUAUUUUAAUUUUUUGGACUGAAUUUGGAAGUUUGUUCGAACAAAUACUAGUCGGAUGUCGUUGCAAUUACAAGGUUUGAUCUGUCAUGAUGCUUGUAAAAGUCUUUGAAAAUGGCAGUGCAGGAGCCUGGCUGCUCCAUUCCCGUGCCUGUGUCACAGGAACUGGGUGACGAGUCGGACUAUCGCUUGUGGAUUGGUAACCUUGACUCACGGAUCACAGAGUUCACUCUCUUGAAGUUAGUUCAGAAGUUUGGUGACUUGAAGAAGUUUGACUUUCUCUACCACAAGGAAGGACCUGAUGUUGGCAAACCGAGGGGUUAUUGUUUUGUCAGUUUCAACAAAAAACAGGUUGCAGAGAGAGCCAUCAAAGGACUGGAUGGAAAGUUAGCACUGUCCCAGAGACUGGUUGUCCGCUGGGCUCGCGCACAGAAACCGGAACUAGCUUUUUGCAAGAGUACAUCUGUAACAAAUGAGGCAUGUAGUAACUUAAGUGAAGCUAAAAUCAAAAUCAUUGAGGCAAGACUGAAAAUGAUGGAAAAUAAAAAAGAAGAAUUUGAGAUUUCCACCAAGCCAACAGCACCGCCGGGAAGCAGCAAACUGAGCAUGGCAAAUGUGGAAGUUGUAAGAAAGCAAAGAACGUUAACUCUGAAAAACAGUCAGUCAACUCUGAGAAACAGUCAUCUGGGUAGAAGACCACAGAACAGUGAGCCGUACAGAAACAAGAGGAGGAAAUGACUUAAAACAAACAAAAGAUCUGUGAGAAGAAAAAACCCAAAUUACAGAAAAUCCAAGAUUUCAGUAAAUCUUUGUAUAUCCAAAACUUAUUACAAUUUAUUAGAAGCAGGUUGUCCCAAAAUUUGGGUCAGUUUUUAAGUUCUCAUAAUUGCUGGUUAAAUCUGUGCAGAUGUUGUGUUUGAAGCAUCGUUUUGUUUAAAGUAUUACUGUUUCAAAGAUGACUUUUUACAGUAAAUGUAGGAAGGAGCCGACAUCUCUGGAUGUGAAGAAAUCACAUCUUCAUAGGCUUUAUGUCCGAUACGAUGGUGCCUUGAGUACAUGUGUAUGAAUUACAUUACAGGUCUAUAAAUUACUUGGCUCUGGAUGCCUUUCAAGUGUACGUGGAUGAGCGUGUCGUGGAUGAGUGCGUCGUUGGAGCUGUCCUGACAUCCAGUGUCAGAAUGUAGGACCAGAACGUGCUUUUUAAAAGUUCACGUUAUGCCCAAAUAUAAUUUGAGUGAAUUAUUGCAAACUGGAUUGCAGGUACCUGGUCUUACCAUUGAUAACUCCAAUUAUUACCCCCAGCAGACACUCAUAAUGGGGAAAAUAUUUUUCAUAUUUUCUGUGAGAAAUAUUCUGUAUUGGUGUAACAAACGAUACUAUUGGAUCAUUUGACACUUACAAACCAAUGGCCUUGUCGAUAUAAUUUUCAUAUUUCACUCGGGACAUAAAUUUAAUUUAACUUUAACUGGUAACUCAAAGCUAGGAUCUGGGUUCUCCAGUGACCAUGCAAGUUUUGUGCACAAUUUUUUUUUUUUAAACUGGCAUAAAAUCACCUAAAAAUUGUUAGCAUUUAAGUAAUAAUUGUGUUAUUGAAAUCAACCAGUCCUUAAUUGGGCAACUUGAGCAUUUAGUUGUUUUGUUUUCAAAAACAAAUUAAAAGCGAGUUAACCAGAGAUAAAAAAAAAUAUGACAAUGGGAUAAACAAAUCCAGAAAACUUUGAUGUGCUUUGAAGAGUAAUGUUACAUCAAAUAGAGACAGGAAGGUUUCAGAUGGCAUUAUAAUCCCAUGGCAGUUUUCUGGUUGGCAGACACGUGAACAAAGUACAGGAGUAAUACAUGUCAACUUUAUGCAUUUCAAGCAUAGCUGGUUUAUUCCAUGUUAAUAAAUUGUUUUUAAUUUUA
Molecule: messenger RNA, 2093 nt
Organism: Gigantopelta aegis
Lineage: Eukaryota; Metazoa; Mollusca; Gastropoda; Neomphalida; Peltospiridae
Product: probable RNA-binding protein 18
Exons: 7
Coding region: 306-929 (207 amino acids)
Biological process (GO): response to heat; protein refolding
Molecular function (GO): RNA binding; protein folding chaperone
Source: RefSeq, a predicted model, not a curated record